Erigeron canadensis is the source of this 891-nucleotide messenger RNA. Its product is annotated as U3 small nucleolar ribonucleoprotein protein IMP3-like. The transcript has 4 exons. NCBI's taxonomy places the organism in Eukaryota, Viridiplantae, Streptophyta, Magnoliopsida, Asterales, Asteraceae. Gene Ontology annotation, molecular function: rRNA binding; structural constituent of ribosome; snoRNA binding. The record is from RefSeq and is a predicted model, not a curated record. Gene Ontology annotation, cellular component: Mpp10 complex; small-subunit processome; small ribosomal subunit. Bases 76 to 636 code for a protein of 186 amino acids. Gene Ontology annotation, biological process: rRNA processing.
UUCAAAUUUUGUAAUCUAAAUUAUUUAUUAAUAAUAAUAAAUUUGUAAAAAAAAAACAAAAAAGAAAAAAGGAAGAUGAGGAAAUUGAAGUUUCAUGAAAAGAAGCUGUUAAAAAAAGUGAAUUUCUUGGAAUGGAAAAGAGAAGAUGGUCAUAAGGAAGCUUAUAUUAUGCAACGUUAUCAUAUUAUUGAUCGUGAUGAUUACAAAAAGUAUUCGGGUUUGGUUAGAAUGGUACAAAGACUAGUUCACAUAUUGAAGCAGAUGGAUCCUAAAGACCCUUACCGUAUCCAGAUGAGUCGGGCUCUUCUUGAAAAGCUGUACAACAUUGGUGUGAUAUCAUCUCAGGAAAGCUUAGCUAAGCUUGCUGGUGUGGAGAAGAGGAUAUCCGUUUCUUGGUUUUGUCGACGUAGGCUUGCAACUGUAUUGGUAAAGUUGAAGUAUUGUGAACGCUUGAAGCAAGCUGUGACAUUUAUAGAACAAGGGCAUGUUCGAGUUGGUCCAGAAACUGUUACUGACCCAGCAUAUCUAGUAACAAGAAACAUGGAAGAUUUUAUCACAUGGGUUGAUGAAUCCAAGAUAAAGAGAAAGGUCUUGGCGUAUAAUGAUCAGCUCGAUGAUUAUGAUGUAAUGGCUUGACAGAAUCCUACAUAUGAUUUUGAACCAUGAACAACAAUGAUUUUUAACCAUGAAGAUAAGUUAUAAUAGCAUUGGUGGAGUAUCAUAAUCGGACCAUUUUUGGUAGCUGCUACUAUGUUGUGUUGUAUGUUUGAUAUUUGCUACUUCUUGAGAUACAUCUUGAUGGCUGUUAGUGUAACAUUUAGUGUUCAAACAUGUUUGUCAGAUAACUUAAAGUCAAUCUCUUGUUUAAUUGUUCACCUUUGCUCCUUUGUA